Penicillium taxi is the source of this 1599-nucleotide messenger RNA. RefSeq names its product Nucleoside transporter. The transcript has 6 exons. Gene Ontology annotation, molecular function: transmembrane transporter activity. Lineage: Eukaryota; Fungi; Ascomycota; Eurotiomycetes; Eurotiales; Aspergillaceae. Gene Ontology annotation, cellular component: fungal-type vacuole membrane; plasma membrane. The coding region runs from base 1 to 1599 and encodes 532 amino acids. The record is from RefSeq and is a predicted model, not a curated record. Gene Ontology annotation, biological process: transmembrane transport.
AUGGCCUCGGACAAUGAGGUCGCCACCGCCGCGGUGCGCAGCUCAAAAGAUGAAAUCACCCCGUCGCAACCUGAACCCGCUACUGGCGAGCAGAAUUUCAAGACGGAACGAAGCUAUUCAGUUGAUGAAACGGCCCACCAACGGAAUCCUAUCGGUACACGUGUUGGCUCACUUCUCCGAGCCUUCGAGAAACAGCUUGUCGAAUACAACCUCGAGGCGCGAGGUAUUGAGCGAGUUGCAGUGGAUGAGCGCAUGAAGCGAUUAUCCUGGGUAUCGUACUCGCAGGCUUUCUUGCUCUGGGUUUCAAUCAAUCUCGCAGCUAACAAUAUCACUCUGGGCAUGCUGGGACCUGCUGUGUAUGGACUCAGUUUUCUGGACUCUGCGCUCUGUGCCGCUCUUGGAUGUCUAACUGGUGGUGUGGUUGCUGCGUGGAUGGCUACCUGGGGUCCUCUCUCAGGUAUUCGAACUAUGGCUUUCGGAAGAUACUCAAUGGGAUGGUGGCCUAGCAAGAUUAUUGUUGUGCUGAAUCUCGUCCAAAUGAUUGGAUACUGUAUGAUAGAUUGUGUUGUUGGAGGACAGAUCUUAUCUGCGGUCUCUCCAAGUGGCAUGUCUGUCGCUGUUGGCAUUGUUAUUAUUGCAAUUAUAGGUUGGGUGGUGGCUACAUUCGGAAUUCAAGUCUUCCACUACUAUGAACGAUAUGCCUUCCUACCCCAGUUGAUCGUUAUCUGCAUUCUUUUUGGCGUAUCAUCAAGAAAAUUCGAUUUAUCAACCGUGUCCGAAGGCGACGCACGAACUGUUGCUGGUAACAGACUAUCGUUCUUCUCCAUCUGCCUCAGCGCAGCAAUCACCUACGCACCCCUAGCAGGCGAUUUCUUCGUCUACUACCCGGAGCACACCUCCCGCCUAACAAUCUUCUCUCUCACCCUCGCAGGCCUCGUAUCCUCCUUCGCCCUAGCCAUAAUCUCAGGCAUCGGCCUUGCCUCCGGUAUCUCCACCUACCCAGAGUAUUCAGCAGCCUACGCCAUCGGCCAAGGCGCGCUAAUAGUCGAAGCCUUCGGCCCCCUGCACGGCUUCGGCAAGUUCUGCUCCGUGAUCGUAGCCCUAGGCCUUGUCGCAAACACAGUCCCACCAACCUAUUCUGCUGGUGUUGACUUCCAGAUCUUAGGUCGCUAUGCAGAGAUAGUGCCCCGCGUCAUCUGGAACUUCAUCGUCUUCGUCAUCUACACUGUAUGUGCUCUUGCAGGCCGUGAGCAUUUGUCUGAAAUCUUCACAAAUUUUCUCGCGCUCAUGGGAUACUGGGUUGCUAUCUGGUUUGCUAUCGUCCUUGAGGAUUUCCUCUUCUUCCGCUCCAAGAGCGGAUACAAUUGGGCUGCGUGGCGGGAUUCGUCUAAACUUCCUAUUGGUAUUGCGGCUUUCAUGGCUUUUGUCAUUGGGUGGGUUGGCGCUGUUCUCUCUAUGGCCCAGGUGUGGUAUAUUGGAGUCUUUGCCAAGUCGGUUGGCGCUUAUGGUGCUGAUAUGGGCAACUAUGUCGGUUUCUCUUGGGCUUGUAUUACUUAUCCACCCAUGAGAUACUUGGAGCUACGGUACUUUGGCCGUUAG